CUGUGGGCUUGGUCAGAAGAUUAGCUUGGCUCUUGUCAGAAGGAAGGAGAGGAGAAAGAAUAGAGGAAGAAAUGAAGAUUCCACAAGGACUGAAGUAGGACUGAGUCUGGAGGGAGCUGGUCACGUGCGUGGCAGCUGUGUUAGUGACCAUAGUAGAAGUUCAUGAGAAUGUCAUUUGGUAAGCUGCAACAGCCAUGGCAGUUGAAUUUGGGGACCAUAGCAGCGGCUUCCGCCAUACUGAAGUAAUCAGAUUCAUUAAUAAUGAAGUCCUUAUGAAUGGAGGGGGUCCUGAAUUCUAUACAUCCUUUCGCUCUCGGUCUUGGAAUGAGAUAGAAGAUCAGCUUCUUACCAUCCUUGUCGACCCCAAAGUGUCACGCUCCCUCAAGAGGGCUUGUACCUGGAGCGCUUUGGCUUUAAGUGUGAGAGUGGCUGCCAGGCAGCGCGAGCAGCAGGCACGCCGAGUUUCGAAACUGCAGGACCAGUUGGGAGAGCAUGAGUCAGCUUCCUGGACUCUGGUCUCUGAACUACAGAGGUUGCGAGAAGAGAGGGACCAGGCAGCUGCUCAACUUCUGUCUACACAGAUGGCUCUCCAGGAGGCAAUGGAUGAGCGAGAAAUACUUCGUGGGAGGCUGCUCCAAGCAGAGAGGUCUGCAUUGGCUGUUGUGCCUGAACCUAGAACGGAAUACUGUAGAUCAUCACUGUGGUCGUCUGAGGAAGAGCUGGAAUUUAUAGAGUCCCAGAACAUGUCCCAUUUGGCGGCCCAGAUGCCAAUCUUGUCUUGCCUGCCUCAACUUCCAAGUCCUUGGAUCCAAGCAGCGCAUUCCUUUCUUCAAAUGCCUGUGCCACAUCCACUACCACUCAAUGAACCAUUCUCCUUGGGAUUCCUACAUUCAACACCUGUAUCAUGUCCAGUAUUAAUGGACUCAGAAACAACAGCAACAGACAUGACCACAGGUAUACCUCAGAUAAGUUCUUCAGGAAUCCAACCACCUGGCUUGCAGGUUACAUUGGAGCCCCAAGAAACAAUAGCUCCUGCUUGGGACCAAAUCUGCCAUAGGCAGAAUGAAUGUUCUGAGAUCCUCCAGGACGUAAAUCACCUUGCAGACGGCAUAAGCCACAGUGAAGAAGAAGGUCCAGAGAAACCUCAAGGAACAUCUCUCCAUGGGGACAGCAGCAACAACAGCCACAAGGAAAAUCAUGCCCUACCCCAGAUAAUGGCUGCCACUGAGAAGAAAAAUCUAGUGAUGCACCAGGAAACAGCUGCAGUGGAGGUCAACAGUAAACACAGCAUAAAGGAAGAAUCAUUAAUGCCUCAAGGGAUAGCUGCCCAGGGGAACAAACCCAGCCCCAUCCAGAAGAAAUGUCCAGGAAUUCCCCAAAGGGUGGCUGGACUGGAAGAGAGCAUCAGCCAUAGUACCAAAUGUGUUUCGGUAACUCCCCACGAGACAGAUACUCAAGUGAAGAGAACCACCCUUACCCUGAAAAAAUAUCCAGGGAUUCUCUUGAGGAAGCCUAACCUGGGAAACGCAGUUAUCUGUAGCCCUAAAGAGGAUAGAAAGACACUGCAGAGGGAGACUGACUUGAAAGAAGGAACCAGGAAUUGCCAGAAAGAAGACACUUUUCAACAGAUAAUAGGCCUGGCUGCUGGUGGGAGUCCUAAUGAGAAGAAAAUGCCACAAGGGACUCGUAAGAGCCAGCGCCAGAAAGAAGAGCCAAACAUGUUCCAAGCAAUCCACCUGGGAAAAUGUAAAAGUUAUUUUAUGAAUAAAUGCCCUAAAAACCAACUGGCUCCAAAGCAAAAGGUCAAGCAACCUCAAGGGAUAAAAGCUUUAGAAUCCAAGCAACGUCAAGGGAAAAAAGUCUCUGAAGCCAAGCAACAGGAAAAACCUCUCUCACACCGUACUUCAGUCAAUUGGGUCUGUUCAUCAUGUAAAGGUGUGAAUCGCUCAUGGUACAAGGGUGGCUAUAAAUGUGCAAAAAACAAGUGCUCAACUUGAAAGAAACGAUUUUGACCCAUAACAAACUCUUUGAUUUCAGGAAGGUAAGCAAUGGAAACACUCCAAAGAGAAUACCAACUUAAAAAUCCACCCCUUCUUCUGAUCCAACUGUAACUUUAAAGCAAAAUUAAAUUCAAAAAAGUAC
Molecule: messenger RNA, 2142 nt
Organism: Mastomys coucha (southern multimammate mouse)
Lineage: Eukaryota; Metazoa; Chordata; Mammalia; Rodentia; Muridae
Gene: Tex13c
Product: TEX13 family member C
Exons: 1
Coding region: 195-1997 (600 amino acids)
Source: RefSeq, a predicted model, not a curated record